CUUGUCGCGGUGCGGGGAGGGAGGAUGGCGGCCCCGGGGACGGGGUGGCAGCAGGGCCCGGCGGGCGCCGAGCACAGCCCCGACCUGCACUUCAAAAUGAGCAAGAAGAUCGCGCAGCUCACCAAGUGGUUGUGAUCUUCACAAAGGAUGUUCACUGAAGUUUCCUGUACCCAUGUUGGUUUAAGGACAAAGAUGGGACUGGGUGAAAAUGGCAUGUCUUUAAUAUCAUCAGGUAUAGUUCAGGAAAAGUAAUAUAUGCCUUGAACACAAAAAAUGAUGAACAUGAAGCUGCUAUCCAAGCCCUUAAGGAUGCUCAUGAAGAAGAAAUCCAGCAAAUUCUUGCAGAGACCAGAGAGAAGAUCUUGCAGUAUAAAAGUAAAGUUGCAGAAGAAAUGGAUCUCAAGAGAAAGAUCCAGGUUUUAGAAGAGUCAUUGGAAGAUCAUAAAAAGAUGAAACAUCAGGCCUUGACCGAAUUUGAAGCCUAUAAGGAUAGAGUUGAAGAUAUGCAGCUUUGUGCAGAAGCUCAGCAUGUUCAGCGUGUAGUGACCAUGUCAAGAGAAGUAGAAGAGAUCAGAAAGAAAUUUGAGGAAAGGCUACGAAGUUUCAUACAGUUGCAAGUGCAAUAUGAGAAGGACAAGCGUACAGCUCUGGAAGACCUGAGAGCUGCUCACAGGCUUGAGAUUCAAGAACUUCUGAAGACUCAACAGAGUCAGAAUGCUACUUUAAGUAAGGGGCAAGAAAAGCUGGAGGAACUGCAUAGACUGGAACUGGAAGACUUAAACAGUAAAGUUGAAGAGUUAAGGCUGGAAAGAAAAAAACUCAUUGAGGACUAUGAAGGCAAACUCAGCAAAGCACAGUCCUUCUACGAACAUGAACUUGAUUCUUUGAAAAGAUCUCAGCUUUUUACAGCAGAAAGUCUGCAGGCUUGCAAAGAAAAAGAAGCAGAACUAAGAAAAGAAUUUCAAAACCAGGAAAGUAUUUUACGGAAGAAUCUGGGAAAGCUUAAAACUGAACUGCAAAUGGUCCAGGAUGAAGCUGCCAGUCUACGGGAAAAAUGCCAAAAACUUCAGGUGGCUCUGGGUACAGCAGAAAACAAUGUUCAGGUUCUUCAAAAACAGCUAGAUGAUGUGAAGGAGGAGGAGAUGUCAUUGUUAAGCAAACACAAAGAAGUGGAAAGUGAGCUAGCAGCUGCUAGAGAGCGCUUACAGCAACAGGCCACUGAUCUUGUUCUCAAAGCCAGUCACAUUGGAAUGCUUCAAGCUACUCAAAUGACUCAAGAAGUUACAAUCAGAGAUUUGGAAUCAGAAAAGUCUAGAUUAAAAGAAAAACUUUCCCAACUGGAGGAGGAAAGAAACUUACUACAAAGCAAAACGCAAAGUCUGGAUGAGCGACAAAGGCAGCAAAUUCUGGCCUUGGAGAAGAAAGUACAUGAGGCAAGGGAGACACAACGUGAAUAUUAUGAGAAGGAGCUGGUAAAGUUGCAAGCAAGACUGGAAGGUGAGGCUGCACAGUUAAAGGAAGCUCAUUCCAAGACCUUGGAAGAAUUGGCGUGGAAACACCAUACUGCAAUUGAGGCUGCACACAGUAAUGCUAAUAAGGAUAAGAAAAAACUGCAGAUGGAGCUGGAGCAGCAGUUUGAGAAGGAGAAACUGCAUUUAGAGGAUGAUAAGAAUCAGCUCCGACAGCAGUUGGAAAACCUGAAGGAAGAGCUGACAACGAAACUGACUUCUGCCAAUCAGGAGGUGUGUCGUCUGCAAGAUCUAGUACGAAAAAGUGAACAAGGCCUUGGUACAGCAGAAGGGCAUAUCUCCAGUCUUCAAGAAGCUCAGGAAAUACUCCAGAAAGAACUAGAAUUGACCAGAGCAAGACUGCGAGAGACCACAGAUUCAUUGUAUAGCGUUGAGGGAGAACUAGAUCAGGAGAGACAACAGCACGAGGCAAUGAUUGCUGCCAUGAGAGAAGAGGAAAAGUUUAAAGUUGACAGAAUGGCUCGUGACUUGGAAAUAAAAUGGACAGAAAAUCUUCGACAGGAGUGUAAUAAGCUUCGUGAGGAGCUGAGGCUUCAGCAUGAAGAGGAUAAGAAGGCAGCCAUGACUCAGCUGUUGCAGCUGAAAGAGCGUGAAAAAAAUGCAGCAAGGGAUGGAUGGCAAAAAAAAGUUGAAGAUCUUUUGGACCAGCGGCACUGUCUUGGUGAAGCUUUGCAUAAAUCUAUCAGCAAUAUCUCCUUACUGAAGCAGAAUCUGGAGAUGCAGCUUUCCCAGUCACAGAGCUCUCUGCAACAGCUACAAGCCCAGUUCAGUCAGGAGCGACAGAGGCUUACUCAGGAGAUCCAGGAAUUGGAAGAGGAGCAUCAGCAAAGGCAUAAGUCCCUUCAGGAAGCCCAUAUCCUUGCCUUUCAAAACAUGGAAGAAACAAAAGAACAAGAACAAAAGGAAUUAGAAGAACGUUUACAACAGAAGCACUCAGAAGAACUUCAUGCACUGAAAGAAACACAUAAACAAGCUAUGGAAGGUUUCAAAUUGGAGAUGGAACAGGAACUUCAGACUCUACGAUUUGAACUGGAGGAUGAAGGAAAAGCUAUGUUAGCUUCCUUGCGCUCUGAGCUAAAUCAUCAACAUGCAGCAGCAAUUGACCAGCUAAGGCACAAUCAUCAACAAGAACUGGUAGCUGCCAAAAUGGAGCUUGAAAGAAGCAUAGAACUCGGCAGGCGACAGGAGAAAGAAUUUUUAUGCCGAAUAUCAGAUCUACAAGAUGAACUGAGACACCGAGACCAUCAUAUAGCUGAACUGGACAAAGAGAUUCUGCAUCUUCAUGAAAACAUAAGUGCAUUGACCAAGGAAUUAGAGUUUAAAGGGAAAGAAGUUCUUAGAAUACGCAGCGAAUCCAACCAACAGAUCAGGAUGCAUGAGCAAGAUUUAAGCAAGAAACUUGAGAAAGAGCUGGAUGUCUUGACAGCAGAUCACAUCAGAGAGAAACAAAGCAUGCUGGCAGAUUUUAAUAAGACCCAAGAGCUGCUCAAGGAAAUUAAUUCAGCUUUACAAAUUUCUUUAGAAGAAAUGGAAGAAAAAUAUAAAAACAGAGAAUCAAGACCAGAAGACUUGCAGCUUAUCUCAGAACUGAAAGACCUAAUUGCAGAGCGGGACCAACUCAUAAAGAAAUUGAUUGAGGACAAAAAGUUCUAUCAGCUGGAGCUAGUUAACAGGGAGACUAACUACAACAAAAUGUUUAAUGCAAGCCCUAAUGUUGGUGUUAUUAAUCCAUUGGUGAAGCAAAAGAAGAAGAACGAUAAAUCAACAAACAGGUUUGUGAGUGUCCCCAAUCUAAAUGCUGUGGAAUCUAGCGGAGUGGUGGGCAAUGGACAUCCUAACCGCCUGGACCCCAUUCCUAACUCACCCAUCCACGAUAUUGAGUUCAACAGCAGCAAACCACUACCACAGCCAAUGCCACCCAAAGAGCCCAAGACGUUUUUGAGCCCUCCUCAGACUGAUGCUUCACCAGUGGCUUCACCAGAUCCCCAACGGCAGGAGUGGUUUGCCCGGUACUUCACGUUCUGAGAGAUGAUUUGUUUUCGUAGCACAGCGUGAUGUGGACUGUUUAUAAGAGCAUGAUCUUAAGUAAACCCUCAUGUGAACAAGCUUUCCUGUAAUUUGUCAAACACUGUGAAUGAGAAAGUAUGUGUCUUUCUAAUUUGAAACUGCACUGUAUUUCAUGUUAUAUUUGUUGGAAUCACUUGACAUGGUACUAUAUAAUGUGUGUAAUUAUAACUAUUAUUUUUAUUUAAAAUGGAAGAAUCUUUAAAAUUUGUAAUAACUACAUAAUAAAUUUUGGUAGAACAAACGAUGCUUUUCCCCUUUUUCCUAUAAAUGGAUUUUCUUUUAUUUCAGGUAAGGCUUUUCCCCCAAAAAAUAACAUAACUGCAUGAUUAUUAUAAAUAUAAUUUAAAUUGUAAGAGGAAAAAUAUAUAUAUCUCACUCUAUCACCAGUUCAGGCAGGAUAUGUUUAAUACCUCCCAAUUCUAGUCUGUUAAUUUGCAGCAGUUUAAAAACUUCGUGACAUUUAAAAGGAAGAAUGUGAAAUAAAUCAAAACUAGUGUAGCUGCUAGCCUUCAGAGCAGAGUAAUUUUGCAAGAGGACAAAAAAAAGCAGCCAAACAGUAGCUGUUCAUUGGGGGAAUGUUGACUUCUUAACAUGUUCCUCAUGAGACUGUUGCCAUCUAGUUAUAACCAAAUGUUUUGCCACUGAAUUGAAGCAGAAACUGUUCCCACAAGUUAUGUAUCUCUUUGAUAAUUAUUAACAAAAGAAAACCCUGCUCGAAACAUUUUAGAAUACUGUACUAAGUAUCUGCAUAAAUCAAAAAUCUACAUUUUGAGCAUAUUGUUCUGCUUUGGAUAAUAACUCAUGUCUGAAAUUAAUCAAAACUAAAACAUCACACAACUCUUCCCCAUUUAUACAUACUAUAGAUACAGCUCUUUCAUAAAAAAUUAAUUACCUUUCCUUGUCUAUAUUAUUGUUUUUCUUCCUCUUAAACUGAUAUAUAAAAAUGUUUUUUCAGCUAUUGAGCAUGAUUCUCCAGUCUACACCUUUUAUGAUGCCAGUGUUGCUCCAGAAAUUUGCUGCAGCAUAUAGAAAAGUAGAGCUUGUUGUCUUUUUUAUAUUUUUUCAUUCAAAGAUUACCACAAAGUUAACUCACACCGGUAGUCUCAGGGAGAAAUUUGUCUCUUUGUUUUAUGAAUGUAUUUUUAAGCUGAAUCUCUUAUCUUUUAAAAGCAGGAAAAAAAUGUUUGAGUUAUUUGAAUAAGGUUUUAGUUAGCAUAUACAAAGGUCUUGAACUUUACUAUUUCAUCUGAAGCCCUAACUACAUCCUUUUUCGCUACAUGCACAAAGGUAAAUACCCAGAUGAAAAUACUUGCUAAUUACAAAGAGUUUUAUAUGUAGUGUAUGUAUAAAUGAAAAAUUUGUAUGUUUUCAUAUAAACAAAAUAAAAUCUUCUAAAUGAACAUUUUAAAACUUCUAUCUUAGAAUUCAGCUUGAAAACUCCACUGAAAGCUGUAUUCUGGUGAUGGUGCCGUGGAUUAAAGAUGUAUACAGCAGAUUUUCUGUAGCUGGUGGACUUAACUGUAGGUAUAUGCAACUUUUUAAUUUUAGAAGAAAGCCAUAUUGGACAAAAUGUCAGAUUUCUUGGCUGUUACCCAAAAUAAAACACACUGGCUCAUUUUGUAAUAAUAUUCUGAAGUGAGUGUUGCGUAUUUUUUCUUGCAUGCUUUGCGAGGGCUCAGCCUUUUUCUCCCAUCCUCCACUUCAUUUGUACAUUUUUAUGUAUGGAAUUAAUAACUGAACAGCAAUCAGAAGAUGAUAAUAUCUGCAUUUACUUUACUGACUCUGUAAAAGGUAUGCCCAUUUGCUUUUUGCUAGUACGCAUUUGUCUUUCGGAAAGGAGAAGAAAGUGAAGAAGCACUCAGUUACCACAGUCAGCAGCUGUUCCACUACCGAAUCAGUCUCUUACACCAACUAAGCAAAAAAGCCCCAAAGCAACCUGAAGAAAUUAGGAAAAAAAUUUAUUUUCCACCAAAUGGCAUUGAGAACUCUGUAAAAUAUAUUCUUGAAAAAAAAAGAUAUAUCUGGUAUUUGGGAUUAAUACAGGAACUUGCAUUAUACCAUUGUGUUCCUGAUCUUUGCCGGAUCUGGUAUUCUGGAAAAAUACCAGAAUAUUCUGGAAAUAUCCUGGAAAAAUAAAGUUGCACAUAAUAGUGAGUCCAGCGGUGCAGAGAAUUCUGCAAAGUCUGCUCACACAUGCGUGCAGUCUUUUCUAGCUCAACAGUCAACUCAGAGUAAGGAGGUACAAAGUGUGAAGCUGCAGAGUAUUAUUUAUAAUGGUGGGAAAAUCUUUUGGCUCUCAGGAGCUCUCUGCUCUCUGACACAUUAAAUCUCAUUAUCGGCACUUAGUGUAACUAAUUCCUCUGACCCUUUAGUUUUAUUCAGAAAGACUAAUAAAAUUCAAAAAGCAGACAAUAAAGAAUGUAAGACUUAAAUCCUUACUAUGUUUUAUUAUGGAAGAAAGAAGUAACAGGCUAUAAUUGAUACAGGGCCAAAAUGCAGAAGAAUCCUAAAUUUCAUCAGAAUAUCCUCAUAAUAAUCAAUCUUAAGGCCAGGUUUGGCCUGUCAGUUUGCAUUGCUCCAUUUACUUCUGUGAUAAGAGUUUGAAUGCCAGUGAAUUUUCCAGGUUAGGAGAAAACAGCUCCAGACGACCCAUCUGACAUGAUCUCAUAGAACCAGGAAAAAUCUUAUCCUGAUAACAACAAGGCUUUUUUUCUGCAAUAGUACUUGUAGCCAGAAGGUAUACUCGGGAAAAGAAAAAGCCCAAAGUUGACUGAAAACAAGUUGCAAUCAGUGCUAACAUAGAAAUCACUUUAGUGAUCAGACUGACUCCUUCCCUUUGCACUUUUUCAGUUACUGCAGCAUGUGUACUAUUUUUACCUGAGACUUCAAGGAAAACAUUAAUCCUGUGAGAAGUAUUGGCAAUAAGCUACAGAGGUCAAUAUCAUA
This is a messenger RNA of Cuculus canorus (common cuckoo), 6542 nucleotides long. It is a transcript of the gene FAM184A, whose product is annotated as family with sequence similarity 184 member A. The transcript has 20 exons. Bases 393 to 3554 code for a protein of 1053 amino acids. The record is from RefSeq and is a predicted model, not a curated record. NCBI's taxonomy places the organism in Eukaryota, Metazoa, Chordata, Aves, Cuculiformes, Cuculidae.